AUGGGCCAAGUACAAGGUACACCAGAUAAGCAAGUGACUCUUAAAAACAUUCAGGAACUCUACCGGAAGUUUGCAAGCGAGUGUCCGAGUGGAAAUCUGCACUUACACGAAUUCAAGAGAAUCUUUGGAAUCACCAGCAACUCCACAGAAGAAGAAUCUGCAUACAUGGAAAACCUGUUUCGAUCCUUUGACACAAAUAAGGACGGGAAAAUAGACUUCAUGGAGUAUGUGGCAGCUGUGCAUCUCGUUCUUCGAGGAAAACUAGAGGACAAGCUGAAAUGGUCUUUUAAAGUUUAUGACAGAGAUGGAAACGGCUGUCUGGACCGACAGGAAGUAAGACACAUCGUCAAAAUCAUCUACAAGAUAAAAAAGCACAACGAUCCGGGCAUCACCGUGAACAUCGACGACAUCUGUAACAGAAUAUUUGAACUGGCGGACAAGAAUAACGACAGUCAGAUUUCUUUGGAGGAAUUUAUGGAAGGGGCUGAAAAGGACCCAUGGUUGAUGGAUCAGCUCAAACUGGACAUCGGGCCCUGUGAUUGGUUCAUGGAACAGCAGAAGAUUAAUGAAAAAUAA
This is a messenger RNA of Seriola dumerili (greater amberjack), 576 nucleotides long. Its product is annotated as guanylyl cyclase-activating protein 2-like. Gene Ontology annotation, molecular function: calcium ion binding; calcium sensitive guanylate cyclase activator activity. Bases 1 to 576 code for a protein of 191 amino acids. Lineage: Eukaryota; Metazoa; Chordata; Actinopteri; Carangiformes; Carangidae. Gene Ontology annotation, cellular component: photoreceptor inner segment; cone photoreceptor outer segment. Gene Ontology annotation, biological process: visual perception. The record is from RefSeq and is a predicted model, not a curated record. The transcript is spliced from 4 exons.